Molecule: messenger RNA, 2146 nt
Organism: Penaeus monodon (black tiger shrimp)
Lineage: Eukaryota; Metazoa; Arthropoda; Malacostraca; Decapoda; Penaeidae
Product: zinc carboxypeptidase A 1-like
Exons: 6
Coding region: 198-2012 (604 amino acids)
Biological process (GO): proteolysis
Molecular function (GO): zinc ion binding; metallocarboxypeptidase activity
Source: RefSeq, a predicted model, not a curated record
AAUAUCUAGCCAUUGAGACACCUGUGCGAAUAUCAGUUUCCCUGCCGCCUCGAUCCGGUACAUGUAACCAGCAUUAUCAAUAGUGAAGUUCUGAAGCCAGAAUAAGGAUCAGAUAUUUCUACAGCUCUAAAGUGGAAGUGUGUGUGUGGGCGAAAAACAUCCAUGUUUAAUCGAGAAUUUUGAGACACUUAAAAAAAAUGUCACUGAAGACCUUGACGAUCUGCAUCUUCAUCCUCCUUUUGGAAGUAAGUCCUUCCGAGCAAAGAAGUGUUCGAGAGCGUUUUCUAAAGAGUGCUGAAGGAAGUACACUAAGCAAGGCAGAAGGAGUUAACCAAAAAUCACAAUUUGGAAAAUCAGUUCAGAACCGAGACAUGAAGGACACUGAUCAAGCCAACCGUGGUAGUUCCAGAGGUGUGACCGACGCGGCGGUGGGUCAAGAGUUCGAAAGCUUCAGAAACUACACUGGCUGGCGGAUCUUAAGAGUCUACCCGCCAAAUGCCCUCGCCCUCGACGACCUGGCCGCGGUCCUUUGGGGAAUGAGGCAACUGGUGGUGCUUGGCAUCUUCAAGAAAGAGCUGGUGGUCGAGGUGGCACUCUCAGGCAAUGCCACUUUGGACGAGGCAGUGCCCGAAUCGCGCUUCUCCUUCUGCUGCCUUGAUGACCAGAGGAAGGGAGGCGAUCUCCGGACGGGAUCACAUCGUGAAAUGUGCCCGAGAGAUGUCUGGGGAAGAGAUACUGUCAACAGCACGCCAGGAAUCAACAUGCCAAAAGAGAUCGUGGAUUGGGAGACUUUGAAAACGAUUGAUGUCGAUUAUACAACGAGAUUGGAUGGAACAGAGACCUUGGCGUGGGACAACUUUUAUCGCUACGAAUCCAUCGUCACUUUCACCAAGGAAUUAGCGCUCCAGUACUCUAGUGUUGAGUACAUAGAGAUCGGUAGAAGCGUAGAAGGGAGGGCCUUAUAUGCUCUGCUCUUCUCUAAAAAAGCCAGAAGCCUAAAAAAGAAAUACAUACGGAGUAUGAAAAAGGAACGCCGAAGAAAUAAGAAAGGUAACGAGUAUUCCCCCAAAAUCAAGAAGAGGAACAGCACGCAGCGUACAAGGAACAAGCCCGUGGUUUUAAUGGAAGGAGGCGCUCACGCCCGCGAGUGGAUCUCGCCGGCCGUGGCGACCUACCUGGCGCAGCAGCUGGCGGACUCCGGCAAGAGCUUCCUGAAGCGCGUGACGGUGAUCCUGGUGCCGGUUCUGAACCCCGACGGCUACGAGUUCUCGCACACCGCCGACCGGCUGUGGCGCAAGAACCGACGGGCCGACGCCGACUCCGGCUGCCGGGGCGUCGAUCUCAACCGAAACUUCGACAAGGCCUUCGGGGUCCCUUCGGGCUCCAGCGACGACCCUUGCUCCCCGAUCUACCACGGCGCCGAGGCCUUCUCCGAGCCAGAGACGCGCGCCCUCCGAGAUCUGGCCCACGUCUUCAGAAAGGAACUCAACGUCUACCUGAGUCUGCACAGCUACGGGAAGCUUAUUCUGUAUCCCUGGUCUUACGCCUACGCCGUAGCUCCCACGAAGAAGCAGCUCAAGGGCGUCGCUGGGAAAAUGAGCAGGCAUUUUAGGGAUAACGGCUACAAAGGUUUUCAACACGGCCAGUCAUCCUCUUUAUUGUACAAGGCAUCUGGGGUGUCUGAUGACUACAUGUACAGCAUUGGAGUAGACUACGCGUAUACUAUCGAACUACAGGGCCUUGACUUUACCAUUAAACCCAAGCACAUUGUCCCAGUCUCAGAGGCUAUGUGGAACACGUUAGUCUGUUCCAUUGGGGAUAUUUCAAAUGCAAAGUCAAUCAAAAGUUUCUGCGGAAAACGACUUGUAAAAACUAAGCUAGAAGAUGGGACGACUGUAAGCAAAUGGUUUAAGAAGAACAUUUCCUUGAAGAGGGCGGAGCAGAUCAUCAGAUGCAAAUAUCUCGCUAUGAAAAGAGAUAUUUCGAGUGGCGUUGACGAUAAAUGUAAAUAAGGAAAAUUAAAUAAAAUGGGUGAUAAUAAAUCAUAGAAGCCAGGCUUUAAAUCUAUAAUCAUAGCAAGAUUUGUACUGUUAUGAAGUAUAUUUUUUUCUGGAAAAAGUUAGACCAGGUAAGAUCAUUUAUUUCA